Bombus pascuorum is the source of this 1760-nucleotide messenger RNA. It is a transcript of the gene Uck, whose product is annotated as uridine-cytidine kinase. The transcript has 6 exons. The record is from RefSeq and is a predicted model, not a curated record. Gene Ontology annotation, molecular function: kinase activity; ATP binding. The coding region runs from base 84 to 941 and encodes 285 amino acids. Gene Ontology annotation, cellular component: cytoplasm; cytosol. NCBI's taxonomy places the organism in Eukaryota, Metazoa, Arthropoda, Insecta, Hymenoptera, Apidae.
AGAGAAAAUUCCUCUCUGAUAGUAUUUAAAUAUUGCUUGCCGAUGCGCGCGCUUGUCGGAUCUAAUGAUUUACACCAAGCUAUAUGUUACAUCUGCAACUACCAUUAACGUCUGCUGGAAUCAUUCGUGUUAUAGAUAUGUCGAUGAAUAUUGUUACCUCACGAAAGAUGUCUUUUGGUAUUAACGGAAAAUUAAAUGGUAUAGAAAGCAAAACACCUUUUCUAAUUGGAGUUUCAGGCGGCACUGCCAGUGGAAAAUCAACCGUGUGCAAACGUAUAAUGGAAAAACUAGGGCAAGUAGACAUGGAUCACAUGCAACGACAAGUAGUUUGUAUUUCACAAGAUAGUUUUUAUCGAGAUUUAUCGUCAGCCGAAAAACUUAAAGCAGAAAAAGGUCAAUAUAAUUUCGAUCACCCUGACGCAUUUGAUAAUGAUUUGAUACUUCAAACAUUACAAGACAUACUAGCUGGAGUAAAAUGUGAAAUACCAGCCUAUGAUUAUAGAACGAACAGUUUAGUGAAAGAUCAAAUCACAACAAUUUAUCCUGCUGAUGUGGUUCUGUUUGAAGGUAUUUUAGUGUUUUAUUUCCCUAAAAUACGAGACUUAUUUCAUAUGAAACUAUUUGUGGAUACUGAUUCAGAUACUAGAUUAGCUAGAAGAGUACCAAGAGACAUAAAAGAAAGAGGAAGGGAUUUAGAUUAUGUAUUGAAUCAAUAUAUGAAUUUUGUGAAACCUGCAUUUGAAGAGUUUUGUCUUCCCACUAAAAAAUUUGCUGAUGUUAUUAUACCAAGAGGUGCAGACAAUACAGUGGCAAUAGACCUUAUAGUGCACCACAUCUGGGACAUUUUGCGUUUGAAAAAGGCUGAAAACUCAUCCAGACAGCAUCCAUACAUCUACCAACAUAGGCGUACUUCGACUUCAUCCGACACGUUCAGCAGAUGAUUUUAGCAUGAUAUGCGCACUUAUAACCACUACACUUUUAUACACCAUACAUUGAUCUAGGAUCAAGCUUGCAGUAAUCUUAAGACUUUUUUUUUAAUACAUAUGUCUCUUAUAUACUUAUACAGCUGUAUUUGUAUUACAUUUAUACUAAGCAGCAAACAAUAUUGCUUCUAGUAUGUGUGCAUCUAUUAAACCCUUAAAUGGGAAAAAUUAAUUUUUCACUGUUCCUAAAACUUGGACAUAAUGCAUGAUUAUACAAAGUACCUCGUCCAAACACUAUAAUUCCAUUAUUGCAUAAUUAUUCAACUUUACAUAUAAGAUUGAUCUAUGUUAUAUAAAAAGAUUUAAGUAUUAAUUUAUAUAUAUAAGAACCUUUAUAAAUAUACAUGUAUGUACAUAUAUACAUUUAUGCAUGUAUGGGUUCCAAAAAAUUUAGAUUUUUUUAUAUAUUAUUAUUCCAUAAUCAAUUGAAUGUUUUAUGCAUCAGUAUAGUAAUAUAAAUCGAUAAAAUAUUUUACAUAUAAUAAUUUCAGCGAUUAUAAAAUACAAUAUUAGCAUAAUUCUUUAAAAUGUGAUAUUUUUAAUUUAAAUUAGUACAUUAUUCACAUACUGCCAUAUUCAGAAACAUUUAAUUAUAUUAUUCAGUGUGGUACUAAUUCUUUUAUUCUGUAUUCUGAUUUUUUAAACGCUCAAAUAAUUUUGAAAUUGUUAUUAUUAUACAAGAUAAUUACAAUUUGAAUUAUGUAAUUUGAUAUAUUGUUUGUCUAAACUGUAUAAAAAAAUAAUAAAGAAAUCAAGUUCCCCAUUAUUACAAAAUUA